AUGAGGCUUCUGAGAUUGAGUUUAGCUGUGCGACGGCCUCAAUUGGCCUCGAUGAGGGAAAGACUCUCCCUUGGGACACGCUGGUCUUCCACGCAGAGUAACAGCCAGCGGCCUCUGGGCUACGCAGUGGCUGGAGCUGUUGUUGGAGGACUGAUAACUGCGUCUGCUGUAUCCUAUGGCCUCUUCCAAUCACCAGCUGCAGAGACAGCACCAAAAUGGAAGGACAAGGAUUUCAAGCAGACCGCAGUCGACGAAAUUCGAAGUAUUCUAGGCAACGACGCCGUCAGCGUCGACUCUCACGAUCUAGACGAGCACGGCUACUCUGAGUGGUCCACCUCCAACACAGAUGUCCGCCCAGUAGCCAUCGUGCGACCCAAUUCGACCGAAGAAGUUUCGAGCAUCGCAAAAAUCUGCACGAAAUACAAAGUUCCGAUGGUUCCGUACGGCGCAGGAUCGAGUGUCGAAGGCAACUUUAGCUCUCCGUAUUCUGGCGUCUGUCUCGAUCUUUCGGGCAUGAACAACAUUGUUGCUUUUCACCCUGAGGAUAUGGACGUUGUGGUACAAGCUGGUGUCAACUGGACAAACUUGAAUGAUGAGAUAAAGCAUUCGGGAUUGUUUCUUCCGCUUGAUCCUAGCCCGACUGCGUUGGUUGGAGGAAUGAUUGCGACAAACUGCAGCGGCACCAACGCGAUGCGGUACGGCACCAUGAAGGACUACGUGGUAAACCUCACAGUGGUUCUAGCAGAUGGAUCUGUCAUCAAAACGCGGCAUCGGCCUCGAAAGACGUCAGCUGGGUAUAACCUCACUGGUCUGUUUACAGGCUCCGAGGGAACUCUCGGUAUCAUUACCGAGGCGACGUUAAAGUUGGCUAUUAUUCCGGAGAGCUUUAGUGUUGCUAUUGCUACUUUUUCUACGGUCAAGGAGGCGGCUGAUGCUGCUUUCAAGAUGAUGAGGAGGGGUGUUCCACUUGCUGCUCUUGAGUUGAUGGAUGAUGUGCAGAUGAAGGUUAUUAACAAGAGCGGAGGAGCUGGAGGUAGAAUGUGGGAAGAGAGGCCUACACUGUUUCUCAAGUUUUCUGGGUCAGAAAAGGGUGUUGAGGACAACAUUCGGCUGGCACAGGAGAUUACCAAGUCUAAUGGUUGCCAUGCAUUCGAAUCAGCCAACACGGAAGAUCAGAUGCAGUCUCUCUGGUCUGCUAGGAAGCAAGCUCUCUGGGCAAACCUCGCUGUUCGACCUGAAGGAACUCAGAUCUGGUCCACUGAUGUUGCGGUGCCUUUGUCCCGAAUGGCAGAGUUGAUAGAAAUCUCCAAGGAGAGGGCGAGCAAGCUGGGUUUGUACAACAGUGUCCUCGGGCACGUGGGAGAUGGAAACUUUCACCAGGUGGUAAUGUACAACCCUGAUGUUGAGAAACAGCGAAAGGCAGUCUCAGAUUGUGUCGAUUCGAUGAUGGUGAGUGCUCUGGAGAUGGAAGGCACAGUGUCAGGCGAGCAUGGAAUCGGACUUGGAAAGAAGCAUUGUCUGCAAAAGGAGCUCGGUCCGGCGACGAUUGGGGUUAUGAGAGCACUCAAGGAGACGUUGGAUCCGCAUUGGCUUCUCAACCCGGGCAAGGUGUUUGAUAAGUGA
Fusarium vanettenii 77-13-4 is the source of this 1623-nucleotide messenger RNA. RefSeq lists its product as uncharacterized. NCBI's taxonomy places the organism in Eukaryota, Fungi, Ascomycota, Sordariomycetes, Hypocreales, Nectriaceae. The record is from RefSeq and is a predicted model, not a curated record. Gene Ontology annotation, biological process: lactate catabolic process. Gene Ontology annotation, molecular function: D-lactate dehydrogenase (NAD+) activity; FAD binding; D-lactate dehydrogenase (cytochrome) activity. Gene Ontology annotation, cellular component: mitochondrion. Bases 1 to 1623 code for a protein of 540 amino acids. The transcript is spliced from 6 exons.